AUGAGCAGUAACAAGUUUGCAUUUUUAGACCAGGAACCACCACCAGGGUACAUAGCUGGUGUUGGACGAGGAGCCGUGGGGUUUAGUACCGGUAAGUACACUCGCAAUCGAUCGGACGACGCAGACGACAACGAAGAUACUGGGAAUCCCGAGGUAAACGAGGGUGGAUUGUUGGUGUCUCGGUCAAAGAGAGACGAAGAGGAUGAGGAAGCGGACCGCAUAUUUGGGGAAGUUGAAAACAGAUUGAAAUCCAGACGGAAACAGCAUACAGUGGUUAAAGUUCCAACUGAUAGUGAAUUAUCCAAAAAAUCACAAUUUUCAGAUUUGAAACGUGAGUUGACGUCUUUAACAGAAGAUGAAUGGCUACUGCUACCGGAGGCAGGUGAUAUGACGAGGAAGAAUAAGCGACUGCGUAUUCUUGAGCAACAGCUGCAGCGACUCUAUACUGCCCCAGAUCUGAUUCUUGCAAAAGGAGCGGGGAUGGAAUUGACCAACACCAUGUCAAAAACAGAAAGGGAGGACUUUUUAACUGCGCAAUUGGACAGCAUUGCUGCAAACAAGACUCUGAAAGAUUCAGAGGAGUUAGAAAAUACGAUUUUGCAGUCGGAUGGUGCUGAUAAAGAUGCAAAAUUUGCUGACUUGAAAAAGGGCCGUUUGAUCCUUGCAUCCUUGCGUAAAACAGAACCGUACCGACCAAGUUCGUGGAUACAAUCGGCAAGGUUAGAAGAGCAAGCAAACAAUUUCAACAAGGCAAGAGAAUUGAUCCUGCAAGCAUGUAAGACUAUACCUGGAUCUGACGAAGUUUGGCUCGAAAAUAUUAGACUCAACUUGAACGACAAUGCAUAUGCAAAAGCUAUUGCGAAAGAGGGCUUGAAAUUUUGCAAGAGCUCCGUGAACUUGUGGAUGAAGGCAAUUGAGUUGGAAGUUGAAACCAAGUCCAAGAAGAAAACGAUCAUGAGAGCUUUAGAAGAUUUUCCAAGAGAGGAACAAUUGUGGAAGCUUUUAAUUGAUCAGGAGGAUGACCAAGGCGUGGUGCUGAAAUUGCUAAUAAAAGCCAUUGAUCUUUGUCCCACGGCAUGGGAGUUUUGGGUCGCAUUGGUCAACAUAUCCACAUACGACGAUGCAAAAUCGUAUUUGAAUAAAGCACGAAAGAUUCUUCACGGUGAUGUCAAAGUCUGGAUCGCUGCUUGUAAAUUGGAGGAGCGCGAGAAUCCGUAUAUCACGGGAACUAAGAUACAAAAGUUGACGGAUCGGGCUGUCAAGGAAAACCCCAAUGUUGCAAGGUCGGAGUGGUAUCACAUAGCCUCAAAAGCGAUUGAGGAAGGAUUUACAAAGACAGGCACAGAGGUACUUUCAAGUUUCUUGAAAUCGCUGAGUUUUGCACCUGAGGAAUUGAUUACCGAAGCAGAAGAACAGGGUGAACAUGGCCAUUUUGAGUUUAUGGAAACGAUAUUAAACUAUUUGGCGCAGUCAGGAUCGACUGAUAUUAAUUUAUGGCAAAGACUCAUUACUGUCGUUCGAAAGUAUCUUGACACCGAGACCUUAUUUAGAUUUUACUCAACUGCGAUUGAUUUGGUUCCAGAUCCGAUACUGGUGUCCUUGAUGUAUGCAAAAGACGCAUGGAAGGUUGCUGGCUAUGCUAAUAAAGCCCGAGAAAUAUUGCAGCAAGCUGACAACAAAUAUGAUGACGAUCUGAUUAAGCUUGCAAGAGUUGAACUCGAGUCCAACACAGGGAAUAUCGACAAAGCCGAGUUAAUCGCUAAAGAAAUCAUUCAACAGGAACCAAAGAGAAGUGACAAGUUCUGGUACAGAUAUAUACACAUUUUGCGAUGUAAACGGGACUCACCAAAAAAUGUUUUGAAGGUUUCACAACGAGCUUUAGAUCUAUUUCCAGACUCUUGGAAACUUCAUUUGCAAAAUAUCCAAAUACUUAUGGAGGACAUGGGGAAUCUCGUAUCUGCGAGGGAGGCUGCCGCGUUAUCAGUCCAGGUAUGUCCUCAGUCACCAAUAUUGUGGAUAAAGUAUUCAUUGGUAGAGGAAAAAUUAGGUGUUCUUAUCAGAGCCAGGUCUAUACUAGACAAAGCAUCAUUGACAAUUCCAAACUCGGUCGAAAUUGCUGUGGCCCAUGUUGACCUCGAAAAGCGUCAGGGAAACAUAAAAGCAGCAACAAGUAUUGCCGCCAAGAAUUUGAAACAGUUCCCAUCUAAUGCUCACGUGUGGUAUCAACAUCUUUUGCUUAUACCGAAAAUGUCACUUCGUAAACCGGAAUUUAUCAAUGCUUUGCAAAAGACGAAUAAUUCUCCUGAAAUCUUACUUUAUUUAGGGGUUUUGUUUUGGAAAGAUGGAAAGUUCCUAAAAGCGAAGUCGUGGUUCGAUAGAAGUUUGAAUGCAGAUCCUACAAAUGGAGAUGCUUGGGGUUGGCUAUACACGUACUAUAAGAGAAAUGGUAAUGACGAGAGCAUCUCUUUCUUCUUGAACGAUAUUGGGGAAAAAUUCGAUGAGGUUAAAAGGGGAGCAGUGUUUAAAGAGAUUCAGAAGGAUCCAAAAAAUUACGGAAUCACACACAAGGAGCUUUUGGAGCUCGUAUCCUCAAAAUUAUCACAAAUGUAA
This is a messenger RNA of Lodderomyces theae, 2610 nucleotides long. Its product is annotated as U4/U6-U5 snRNP complex subunit. Lineage: Eukaryota; Fungi; Ascomycota; Pichiomycetes; Serinales; Debaryomycetaceae. The record is from RefSeq and is a predicted model, not a curated record. The coding region runs from base 1 to 2610 and encodes 869 amino acids. Gene Ontology annotation, biological process: mRNA splicing, via spliceosome; spliceosomal tri-snRNP complex assembly. Gene Ontology annotation, molecular function: protein binding. The transcript has a single exon. Gene Ontology annotation, cellular component: U4/U6 x U5 tri-snRNP complex; catalytic step 2 spliceosome.